AUGCCAGCAUAUCCAGUCGCGUCCAGCCCGAAAGAGCACACUGCUGCACUGGCCCACUUUGAAGGACACGGAAGCUUCUUCAGCAUGUACGGACCGCCUGUGGGCGAACAGACCGCGCAAAUGCAAGUGCUGCCGGCCUGCGUAGGCGAGGAGGACCCGGGAGCGCCAGAAAGGCGUGCGAGCAUGUGCAUGAGGCCCGGAUGCGACGUACUCGGACUCACGCUUUGGGGUUUUCGCGAGAUAACGCUCAUGCAGGUACGGACAGCCACAUGUGCUCGUAUCCACGAGCCCAGAUACUACGCCGUACACAGUAAGAUACUUUGCAUGUACGGAGUACUCAACGACGCGUCCAAGUACGACUACUCGAGCAGCCAGUGGAUAAAUGUCCCGGCCCCUGGUCCCAAUCCCCUGUCCAACGCAUGCACGGACCUUGGCUUGGUCACGGAGGAAGGCCAAAUGGACAGAUGGAUUGGACGGCGUGGUUGA
This is a messenger RNA of Grosmannia clavigera kw1407, 486 nucleotides long. RefSeq lists its product as uncharacterized. The transcript has 3 exons. The coding region runs from base 1 to 486 and encodes 161 amino acids. Lineage: Eukaryota; Fungi; Ascomycota; Sordariomycetes; Ophiostomatales; Ophiostomataceae. The record is from RefSeq and is a predicted model, not a curated record.